Molecule: messenger RNA, 1452 nt
Organism: Equus quagga
Lineage: Eukaryota; Metazoa; Chordata; Mammalia; Perissodactyla; Equidae
Gene: UBXN6
Product: UBX domain protein 6
Exons: 10
Coding region: 102-1430 (442 amino acids)
Cellular component (GO): cytoplasm
Molecular function (GO): protein binding
Source: RefSeq, a predicted model, not a curated record
CGGUAUUUUCUUUCCGGUUGUUGGUGCUUGCCGGCUCCUCCCCGCGUGGGCCCUGCGCCCGCCGCCCCCCGCGGCCCCCCGCCGCCGGGCCCGCUGCCAUCAUGAAGAAAUUCUUCCAGGAGAUCAAGGCCGACAUCAAGUUCAAGAGCGCGGGGCCCGGUCAGAAGCUCACGGAGUCGGCGGGGGAGAAGGCCCCCAAGGAAAGACCCAACCCGCCGGCGCUCCGGCAGCCCCGCCAGGGCCCCACGGAUGAGGCGCAGAUGGCGGCCGCUGCGGCCCUGGCCCGGCUCGAGCAGAAGCAGCCCCGGGCCCGGGGCCCCACGUCGCAGGACUCCAUCCGGAACCAGGUGAGAAAGGAGCUUCGAGCCGAAGCCACCGUCAGCGGGAGCACGGAGGCCCCGGGGACCAACGUGGCGCCAGAGCCCAGAGAGGAAGGCUCGGCGCACCUGGCGGUGCCUGGGGUGUACUUCACCUGCCCGCUCACGGGGGCCACCCUGCGCAAGGACCAGCGCGACGCCCGCGUCAGAGAAGCCAUUCUCUCGCACUUCUCCACCGACCCCGUGGCUGCCUCCAUCAUGAAGAUCCACACGUUCAACAAGGACCGAGACAAGGUGAAGCUGGGCGUGGACACCAUCGCCAAGUACCUGGACAACAUCCACCUGCACCCCGAGGAGGAGAAGUACCGGAAGAUCAAGCUGCAGAACAAGGUGUUCCAGGAGCGCAUUAACUGCCUGGAAGGGACCCACGAGUUUUUCGAGGCCAUCGGCUUCCAGAAGGCGCUGCUCCCGGUUCCUGAUCAGGAGGGCCCGGAAGAGUUCUACGUGCUGAGCGUGGCCGCCCUGGCCCAGCCGCAGAGCCUGGAGCGCCACAAGGAGCAGCUGCUGCGCGCCGAGCCGGUGCGCGCCACGCUGGCCCGCCAGCGCCGGGUCUUCCGGCCCUCGCCCAUGGCCUCGCAGUUCGACCUGCCCGGGGACUUCUUCAACCUCACGGCCGACGAGCUGCGGCGGGAGCAGAGGCUGCGGGCCGAGGCCGUGGAGCGGCUGAGCGUGCUGCGGACCAAGGCCAUGCGGGAGAAGGAGGAGCAGAGGGAGAUGCGCAGAUACACCUACACGCUGCUGCGCGUGCGCUUCCCCGACGGCUGCCUCCUCCAGGGGACCUUCUACGCCCGUGAGCGGGUGGCGGCGCUGUACGGGUUCGUCCGGGAGGCCUUGCAGAGCGACUGGCUGCCGUUCGAGCUGCUGGCCUCAGGCGGGCAGAAGCUGUCGGAGGACGAGAACCUGGCCUUCAACGAGUGCGGGCUGGUGCCCUCAGCCCUCCUGACCUUCUCGUGGGACGCGGCUGUGCUGGAGGACAUCCGGGCCGCGGGCGCCGAGCUGGACUCAUCCAUCCUGAAGCCCGAGCUCCUGGCGGCCAUCGAGAAGCUCUCUUGAAAUAAAAGCAGGGUUGGCUCCA